Cucurbita moschata (crookneck pumpkin) is the source of this 1308-nucleotide messenger RNA. RefSeq names its product probable pyridoxal 5'-phosphate synthase subunit PDX1. Gene Ontology annotation, biological process: pyridoxal 5'-phosphate biosynthetic process; amino acid metabolic process; pyridoxine biosynthetic process. Gene Ontology annotation, molecular function: amine-lyase activity. The transcript has a single exon. Lineage: Eukaryota; Viridiplantae; Streptophyta; Magnoliopsida; Cucurbitales; Cucurbitaceae. The record is from RefSeq and is a predicted model, not a curated record. The coding region runs from base 140 to 1066 and encodes 308 amino acids.
AAGCAGCUUUCCCUGCCUCAGUUUCUCGUCAUUUCCUGAAUCCUCACCCUUCUCUCUCGCUUUCUUAUACGCCGCCUUACUGCGGAUUUUUCUAAUUCCGGUCUUCAGUGUUUCCCUGUAGUUUCAUUUCCCGGCGAAAAUGGCAGGAUCUGGAGUUGUAGCUGUGUACGGGAACGGAGCUCUCACCGAGACAAAGCAAUCCCCCUUCUCCGUGAAAGUCGGAUUGGCUCAAAUGCUCCGCGGCGGCGUCAUUAUGGACGUCGUCAACGCCGAGCAGGCUCGCGUUGCUGAAGAGGCGGGAGCCUGCGCCGUCAUGGCCCUUGAACGAGUCCCCGCUGACAUCCGAGCCCAAGGCGGCGUCGCCAGAAUGAGCGACCCUCAACUCAUUAAGGAAAUCAAACAAGCGGUCACGAUUCCGGUCAUGGCGAAGGCUCGAAUCGGUCAUUUCGUUGAAGCACAAAUUCUGGAGGCCAUUGGUAUCGACUAUGUGGAUGAGAGCGAGGUGCUUACUCUCGCCGAUGAGGAAAACCACAUCAACAAGCACAAUUUCCGCAUUCCCUUCGUCUGCGGCUGCCGUAACCUUGGCGAGGCGCUGCGGCGCAUUCGCGAAGGUGCGGCGAUGAUCAGAACCAAGGGCGAGGCCGGCACCGGCAAUAUCAUUGAGGCGGUGCGUCACGUGCGGUCCGUGAUGGGGGAUAUCAGGCUGCUGAGGAACAUGGAUGACGAUGAGGUCUUCACGUUCGCCAAGAAGCUUGCUGCGCCGUACGAUUUGGUGCUGCAGACGAAGCAGCUUGGGAGGCUCCCGGUAGUUCAAUUUGCCGCCGGUGGUGUAGCGACGCCAGCCGAUGCAGCGCUGAUGAUGCAGCUCGGUUGUGACGGCGUGUUCGUCGGGUCCGGCGUGUUCAAGAGCGGCGACCCAGCGAAACGAGCCAGAGCGAUUGUCCAGGCCGUUACUCAUUACAACGAUCCAGAGGUGCUGGCGGAAGUGAGCUGUGGGCUCGGCGAGGCAAUGGUCGGACUGAACUUGAACGACAAGGUUGAAAGGUUCGCCAGUAGAUCGGAGUAGGUUAUCUUCUCCGUGGAUUCUGCGUGUGUUGGAUCUGGGAACUUAUAGUUUCUAGCAAUUUACGUCUAAACAUAUAGCUAGCUAUAAGGACUUCGAUUUCCUGUUUGGAUUGAAUGGCUUUCAAAUCCCCUCUUUAUUCCUUCUAGAACAUCUUCAAUUAUAAUGUUACUUCAACAAUCCUCUGUGUUUCAUUUCUGAUGGAUUUUUUACACCUUUGAAUGUAUUGGAUUUCUCAAGAUUAU